Molecule: messenger RNA, 2470 nt
Organism: Menidia menidia (Atlantic silverside)
Lineage: Eukaryota; Metazoa; Chordata; Actinopteri; Atheriniformes; Atherinopsidae
Source: the annotation of a GenBank genome assembly
AGGAAUGUUUUACUUUUUGACAGUUAAGGAUAAGUUUCCAAAAAAGACCAUACAAAGAUUUUCGAAUAUAACUUACAUAUAACUUUAGCACAAUCGGCUGCCAAGAAAAGCGUCCAGUAUUUCAUGUGAGCGCUCAGUUGAAAGCGGGCUCAUUUACACUAUGCCUCUGUCUCACAUGAACACUCACAUGCACAGUUGGCCGUUGUUGGCUGUGACUGGGGUGCUGUGGGGAGAGUGGGGCACACUGUGACCAGGCAGAGGCCAGUGUUUCAGGCAGGCAGGCAGUGGAGAGAGUGUUGCACCGCACAGACGUGCCCAGGGUGGACAAACCAUGCUCACUGAGUGGGAGAAAGACUCUGCCCAGGAUACAAGAUGAAGUUGGAGAGGAAGACCUCCUCUAAAGGCGAAGGUUUUAUUGACAUUCUAUCAGUGGUGACGGUGUUUUGCCUCUACCUCAUGCUUCUCCUCUUCACAGGUGAGGUGUCGGGGGUGAAUGUGACCAGCCAGACUCAGGUGGUGAGGGGAACCGUGGGCAAAGAGGCCCUCCUGUCUGUCAGCUACUCCAGCAGUAGCACCGACAAACCCGUCAUCAAGUGGCAGCUAAAAAGGGACAAAGUGAAGCCUGUCACUGUGGUGCAGUCCAUAGGAACAGACAUCAUAGGGAACCUGAGGCCUGAGUACCGCAACCGCAUCCUGGUGUUUGAAAAUGGCUCACUCCUGCUUCACAGCCUGCAGCUGUCAGAUGAGGGAGCUUACGAGGUUGAAAUCUCCAUCACGGAUGACACUUUCACUGGAGAGCACUACAUCGAGCUGACUGUGGAUGUUCCUGUCUCCAAACCUUACAUUCAGAUGAUGGCCUCCUCGGUCCUAGAGUACAGCGAGCACUUCAACCUCCACUGCUCCCACGACAAUGGCACAAAGCCCAUCUACAAUUGGCUGAAAGGAGGCAAGGUGCUGACCAAUGACUCACGCCUGCUGCUUUCACAUGACCAAAAGGUGCUGACCAUCUUACGCGUUCUGAUGUCAGAUGAUGACGUCUACGCCUGCACAGUGGAGAACCCCAUUAGCAGCAUGAAGAGCAUACCCGUCAAGAUCACCGUCUACAGACGGAGCUCGCUAUACAUCAUCCUGUCCACAGGGGGCAUAUUCCUUCUCAUCACCCUGGUGACUGUGUGUGCCUGUUGGAAACCGUCCAAAAAGAAACAUCGACCUGUCCCUCAGAGAGCUCCGGUUUAUAUGGAGCAAAGUGAAAAUGGACAUGAUGUUGAUGUUGUACCCAAACCAACUACACUAGGCCGGAGGAGUCCGAUGCCUCUUUAUGUUCUCAAUGAAGAUGAGACUCUGGAGCGUCUGGAGGAAUGUUCUGGCAAUGCUGUUGGCCAGUCAGAAACUAUCAUCCCCAUUUCCUACGCUCCGGUCCUUCCCCCCGCCACCAACAGAACUGAGCGUCCCGUCUGGUCCGCCCCCCGCCGGUACCCCCGCAGUCCCUCUCCGCUGGCACAGCCCCUCCCGCAGCCCCUUCCAGCUCCUUCCCUACGCCCGGUCCACUCCCCUGCCCACUCCCCGGGGUCGUCUCCACGCAGUUUCAGCCCGGUGAGAAAGGGCCGUCCUCCGGUUGGCAUACCAACCAGCCACCUGCCCGUAGAACCAGAGUGCACAGAACCCAGUGAUCAGACUCACUGUUCAUCAUAGCACCGACAACUGUGUGGAUGGUAGCGUCCACCCUGUGAUUGGUUAUGCAUCUGUGUAGGUUCUUGGUCUUUUUCUCGGAGCUUGCCAUAAGAUAUAUGUAUUCAUUAGGGCAAGAAAUCGUCUAGUUUUUUUUUUGUUUGUUUGUUUUGGGCCGUCACAUCCUUUAUUUCUCUUAUAUGUUCCCAUGGCUAUGCACAGUUUAUACCUGAGGUGUUUUGUGUGAACUCACAAAAACAGUCCUGUUCACCAGCAUGUUGUAUGUUGUGUAUGAUGCUGAGACAGCAAGGAUUUUACAGCUCCGAUACAUAUUUUGUUCCCAUUGGUUUAUGAGAAGUUUUGAUAUACAGUUGUACAUAUGUAAGUUAAUAGUUUUGAAAUUUUGAGAGCUUUGUUUCGUCCAGUUUGUUUUUUCUCUCAAGCGAAUAAAACGUGCACAUUAUGUUCCUACUCCACUUUAGGUCACAGUUGAAAAGAAGGUAAUAAAAACCAUUGUAAUCAUUGGUUUUGCGUCAUAAUUUUUUUUCAGCUUGAGCUGAGUCUUGAUUAUGUGCAUUGCUUUCUUAGUCCAGUAGAUGUCCCCCAAUCACUUACUGCUUUAUCAGCCAAAGCAAACACACAAGAUGUGGAGUUUGUUUCAAAGAAGUUUGUUCUUCUUGCCCUUUGUUGGACUUUUAGUAUAUAUUCAUAUACUGUGUGCUGUCAUCUCUGACCUGAAGCUUUAAUUUGGAUAGCAAAAUAAAAUGAACAUGCAGAAAUAUAACACCAAAAACUUGUAAGA